Molecule: messenger RNA, 2025 nt
Organism: Mesocricetus auratus (golden hamster)
Lineage: Eukaryota; Metazoa; Chordata; Mammalia; Rodentia; Cricetidae
Product: prolactin-8A9-like
Exons: 6
Coding region: 93-812 (239 amino acids)
Biological process (GO): positive regulation of lactation; female pregnancy; positive regulation of cell population proliferation
Cellular component (GO): extracellular region
Molecular function (GO): hormone activity; prolactin receptor binding
Source: RefSeq, a predicted model, not a curated record
CUAGAAUAUAAGAGUAGCACUAGCCAAAUGUAUGACUCCAGUGAGCCAGUUUUCCAGAGACAGCACUCAUCCUCUUUGGAAACUUCUCAGGGAUGGAGCUGCCAUUGAGUCAACUACACAUCUGGACAAUCUUGAUGCUGGUGUUGAACCUGCUCCUGUGGGAGAAAGCUGCAUCAAUUCCAGAAUGUCAUACAGAAGAGGGAGGCUGUUGGAACCCCCUUGUGGAAACCUUUAACAGUGCCAUCAACCGAGCUGAAAAUAUCCGUAAUCUUGCUGAGCAAAUGCAUCAAGAGUUUUUCCACAAUGAAUUCUCUUCCAAUGCGUUUGCCAAUCUGAUUACACGAAUGAAUAGGAGGGAUCAGUUUGUUCUCAAGGCAAGACUGUACUGCCAUGCUAAUGAUACGAACCCUCCAGAUCGUGGAACCGAACACAUGAAUAUCAAAAGCAAAAAAUAUCUAAAAACUUUGAUCAAUUAUGUGGGUGCCUGGACGAGCCCUCUAUACCAUCUUGCACUUGAACUGAGCACCAUGCCAGAUGUCCCUGAAACUAUCCUUUCAAAAGCCAAUCAAAUUGAAGAGAACAACAAAGAACUCUUGGAUGACCUUAGGUGGAUACUCACCAAGGCCUAUCCUACAGCAAAGAUAAAAGAAAAAUUCCCCAACUGGGAACAUCUUCCAUACCUAAAAUCAAAUAACAAAGACAAUAAGUUUUUGGCAAUGUUUAACCUUUCCUACUGCCUACGCCUUAACAUAUUCUACACGGCAAAUCAUCUCAGAACACUGAAGUGUCGAAUAACUGGGAAAGAUUGCUAAGUGCUUAUCGGGCCCAUGUGCUUUGGAGAUGGUCCAUGACAGUUCAUUGCUAAGAAGUUUCUUUUAAUUUUAUACCUUGUGAAUGCAUGUGUGUGUAUACUGAACAACUUUAAAAAAUAAAAUAUUUCUCUUUAGAGACGUCCAAAUCUAAAUAACCUAUUGUCUAUUGUUCAUUAAAUAAAAUAUCUAUCAUUAAUGUUAGAAUCAAAUUUAUCAUAAAUAUUAGAUGUUACAUUUGAGAAAAAUCCACAAUUUACUUCACAGGAAAAUAAUAGCAGUCAAGUUAUUACAACCAAAGUAUAAAACUCUCAAUUACCUAACAAGGAAUGCAAAUUUUAUAAAGCUUAGUGAAAUUGAGACUGUCCUUGGAAACUAAUGUUCACAUUGGAAGCACAGUCAAGCCAACACAAUUGCUAUGUGAUGCCACAGUCUCAAGAGGAUUUUGGAGGAAGGGGAGCAAGGAGUGUAUACAAUAAAGAUACACCAAACUCAUGCAUGAAAUUUCAAACAGUCAAUUUUUAAAAACUAAAAUUUGUUGUAGGAUGCAAAUGUCAAUUUCUCGAAACCUCUUCACUGUGCCAUAAACCCCACUAUAAAUUUUCUUCUCCAUUGCAUGGUGACAGUUACACUGUUCAUGUUUUGUAUUCUUUGUGUCAAACAAGUCCUACUUUGUGUAAGAUCAUUUCAUUUGAACUAGACACACUCUUCAUAUAGUGUGUGUCUUAAAACCAUAGUCACUUUAAGAUGUAGAUACCCCAGGGAUAUCUGCCAUGGAAUUUCGAUGAAGCAGUUAGUUGCUUUACCUACUGCAGAAGAUAGAAACCUUCUUGUUUUCUAUUAUCAACUGUUUGUUAUUCCGUUUUAAUUAUACCUUAAAUGUUAGGACAUACAGUGCUUUGAUAUUUUUAACUCUAGGAACUUUUAAAUUUUCCUCUCUGAUUUCUUCAGUGACAUGCUAAACUUUAAAUCAUUCAAACUCUAUGUAUUUGGGUAGAUUAUGCAGUUUUCUUUAUAUUACUUUCUUAUUUUAUUUUACUGUGGUCUGAAAAGAAACAGGAAGUUAUUUUAUUCUUCUGCAUUUGGUAAAGACCUGAUAUUGACUUUGAAUAUGCUUAAUUGUAUACUUAGGUUUUAUUAUUCUAACUGUAUCUUCACCUUCAUAAUCUGUCUUUGAUUCAUUUGUUGUAUUUCUUUCCUUUGAUCUUUCGUGAUC